AUGGACAAUCAAAGAAAGCUAACGACGAACUUGAACAAUAGCAUCAACCGAUACUCGAUGCCUGUGACGCGCUCACGUACGGGGAUGUAUGACGUUGGUCUUGAUCAAACAAACACUACUCGUUUUCUCUUUGGCGACGAAGAGACGAAUUCUGGAGGACAUAGUGGUCCUGAUGCAAACUUCCCAACUCUUGUUCGUCACGACGAUCAGAUUAUCUUGAGCUCUUGGCCCUCUAUCUAUUCGAGCGCCCCACCACAGAACCUAUAUUGUUGUACUAUUGUUGCGUCGAAUUCUGACCCACAACUUUACUCUCAGCUCUCAGCGUCCUCGGCCGCCUUAGAUCUUGCCCUAUCCCCGUCUCCUAAUCCCGAGUCGACAUCUUCUUCAAGAGGUUGGAGCCGUGUUGUUAACCGUCAUCGCCCCCAGCAGAGUCUCUCUUCGAUCAACGGAAGCUCCAACAUCGUGAGCGAUCUUGUUGGCCUGGCAUCUCGACCUACUUCCCUCCGCCAUUCUAUGGAUCUUAAGUAUAUCUCGGAAAACGCAGUCGAGACUGGUGCCAUCAUGUCUCCCAGUGCGACUCCCAACAUGGCGACUCCCCCUAAGCUGCAGAGCUCGUUCUCUUCGAGUGAUGUUCCAACGGUCAAGAGCCCUGGGACUUCGUCUUCAAAGACAAACAACCAUGCACAGCAGCAUUUCCACAACCACAAUGCUAGCCUUGGCCGCAUCCCAGCUGGUGCAGUCCAUCGUGGCCACAGCCGGGAGCUCUCUUCAGAAAACCCUGCUGUUAGCCGUGAGCAGCACAACUAUCCUUCAAUCCAGUCUGCCCUGCAGGCCAGUGCCGCUCCCUUUGGGCCCAGUACCACAGCUGCAGUGCAACCCUCUGCUAUGGUGAACCCUUCAGCUGGGGCCGCAGCCGCGAACAACAACUACAACAACAAUGUGUUCUAUUCUGCCAACGGGUAUGGCGCUCCUCAAGGUAUUCCCCAGGUGAUACCCCAGGGUGCCCCCCAUCAGCCAGGAGGAUACAAUGUCAAUAUGCUCGCGAACAGUAUGCAGCAGAUGAGCAUGAAUGGCGCCAACGGUAGCAACAUGUAUCAGCCUCAGAACUACAACGGCUACAACGCCGGUCCGUAUAAUCAGGGUAACCAGCCUCGAGAUAGCCAGGCACGCGUCAUUCAGCAUCGCCGACAGCUUGACAAUGAAGCUAUGUCUCGCUACCAGAACACGCCCCUUGAUUCCUUCGUGGGCAACAUCUAUGAGCUUUGCAAGGACCAACAUGGCUGCCGUUACCUCCAGAAGAAACUUGAGGAGCGCAACGCCGAUCAGGUUCACAUGAUUUGGGUCGAAACCAACCAGCACGUCAUUGAGCUCAUGACGGACCCGUUUGGUAAUUAUUUGUGCCAAAAGCUCCUUGAGUUCUGCAAUGACGAUGAGAGGACUGUUUUGAUUCAAAAUGCUUCCCAGGAUAUGGUCCGCAUUGCGCUCAACCAACACGGCACACGCGCACUCCAGAAGAUGAUCGAGUAUGUGAGCACCCCUCAACAGGUCCACAUCAUUAUUGAGGCUCUUCGUUACCGGGUUGUGGAGCUUAUCCAGGACCUCAACGGCAACCAUGUCAUUCAGAAGUGUCUCAACAAACUUACCCCUCCUGAUGCGCAAUUCAUCUUUGACGCUGUCGGCGGCAGCUGUGUCGAAGUGGGCACUCACCGACACGGCUGCUGUGUUCUUCAGCGCUGUAUCGACCAUGCCUCUGGCGACCAGAAGCUCUGGCUUAUCCAGCGAAUCACCGAGCACGCACGAAUCCUUGUCCAGGACCCCUUCGGCAACUACGUCGUUCAGUACAUCAUUGACUUGAACGAACCUCUGUUCACCGAGCCUAUUGUUCUUACCUUCAAGGAUUGUAUCACUCAGCUGUCCCGCCAUAAGUUCAGCUCCAACGUCAUCGAGAAGUGCCUGCGCUGCGCCCAGCCACCUUCCAAGGAUCUGAUUGUGGAGGAACUACUACGCAACCAGGAGAUGGAGCGCCUCCUCCGGGACUCAUUCGCCAACUAUGUCAUUCAGACUGCUCUCGAGUAUGCUACUCCUCAUCAAAAGCAUCGCCUGGUAGAGGCCAUCCGCCCCAUCCUUCCCCAGAUUCGAACAACUCCCUACGGCCGUCGUAUUCAAGCUAAGAUCUCGGCCUUCGACAACCGUGGAAGCGCUGCCUCAAGCGGGCAAGUGACACCAGCCGACAACACCCAGGGUCAAAUUCCUAUGCGCGCUACUCACGCUCGAGGUAUUUCUGGAGGUGCCCCUAUUAUCCAGGGCAAUGGUAUGCCUCACAGUGGGCCUAUGCCACCUAUGCGCCAGAACAUGCCCAUCUACUCUCCCAACACCGCCAUGAACGGUCAAGCUCCCACUUCUGGGGGACCUGUUCAGCAGCCUCAGUACGGACAGAUGACUCCUGGCAAUUUUGCUCCCAAUGCUGCUGCCAACGGUGCAGCUAAUGGCAGCGCCGGUAACAGUAGCUUUGCUGGCCAAGCCAGUGGCAACAGCGGCCCUACGAGCCCUACCAAUGGCAAUGGAAAUGUCAGCACGGGUCAGGGCGAAACGCAGUGGCUGUAG
This is a messenger RNA of Fusarium fujikuroi IMI 58289, 2604 nucleotides long. Its product is annotated as MPT5-like protein. The coding region runs from base 1 to 2604 and encodes 867 amino acids. Gene Ontology annotation, molecular function: mRNA binding. Gene Ontology annotation, biological process: post-transcriptional regulation of gene expression. The transcript is spliced from 3 exons. Gene Ontology annotation, cellular component: cytoplasm. The record is from RefSeq and is a predicted model, not a curated record. Lineage: Eukaryota; Fungi; Ascomycota; Sordariomycetes; Hypocreales; Nectriaceae.